This is a messenger RNA of Doryrhamphus excisus (bluestripe pipefish), 3263 nucleotides long. RefSeq names its product harbinger transposase derived 2 (gene harbi2). The record is from RefSeq and is a predicted model, not a curated record. NCBI's taxonomy places the organism in Eukaryota, Metazoa, Chordata, Actinopteri, Syngnathiformes, Syngnathidae.
UUGCCGAGGAAGUUUUAUGUUUUUAUGGACGUAUGACUGACAAAUCAUGGUGGCUGCACUGCGAAGCAGGGUAUUCUCCCCAAGAAUUAUAUAUUUGGAGAUUACUGUAGGUUCAGAAAAGCCGUGCAACAUCGGCUAAUCUGCUCAGAAGCUCGCCCACUGACCAAUCGCAUCCGAUCCUACAAAGGCCACACCCACUGAGUCUUUCGUUGUUUGUGAAAAAUGGCCUCACCGUUUAUUGAGGACCCAGUGGAAAUCGGUGCACGCAUAGUACGAGGCUCGCUGAGAAAAGCGAGGAAUUUCCGGGACCGACAAAAUCCUUUGGCAUUUCCGGAUGAAUUCCUUUAUGACCGAUACAGAUUCACUUCGGAAGGAUUGGCAUAUCUGUGCCAGCUUUUGGGGCCCAACGUGGCCAAUGACACACGGCGAAGCGGUGCGCUGACAGUGCCACAAAUGGUCUGCAUUGCGUUGCGUUUCUUCGCCACGGGGACCUUCAUGUAUGCUGUGGGGGAUGCUGAAAACAUCAGUAAAAACACUGUGUGCAGAAGCAUCCAUCGAGUAGCACAGGCACUUAUUGAGCUGCUGAACGUGUUUGUCGUGUUCCCUGGCCAUAUGCCCGCAUCAGCCAUCACAGAAGGAUUUCUUGCCAUUGCCGGAUUCCCCAGGGUGCUUGGAGCAAUUGAUUGCAUGCAUGUACCCCUCCAGUCCAGUUUGGGGGAAAAUGAGGCUGAUUUUCUAAACAGCCAGUCCUUCCACAGUCUCAAUGUGCAGAUGACUUGUGAUCAUAACUGUAUGGUCACCAGCAUCGAUGCCAAAUGGCCGGGAUCGGUUCCUGACUCCCGGAUCUUCAGUCAAUCCACCCUGUGCCAAGGGUUUCAACAAGGCAUGUUUAGAGGACUGCUGCUGGGGGAUCAGGCCUAUCCAUGCCAGCCUUUUUUAAUGACACCUUAUUCUGACCCUGAUGUCGGACCACAAGACAGAUUUAAUAUGGCCCUAGCCAAAACCAGGGCCAGGAUAGAAAUGACCUUUGGCUUGCUUAAGGCCAGAUUUUCAUGCUUGCAUGGUUUGAGGGUGACCCCAGAGAGGGCAAGCAAAAUUAUUGGUGCCUGUGCUGUGCUGCACAACAUCGCAACCAUUAGAAAAGAAAGAGCACCUUCCGUCACCCUACAGCCACCCGAGGUUGUGGAUCCAAAUCCAUCGGAUGACCCCACUGGUUGUGCUGCUAGGGAAGCAAUAACAGCACAAUUUUUUUCUUAAAAGCAGGCCUUUUAUUGGAUAUUUCCUUUAUUUUCUUUUUUUGGAAAAACAGUCAAAUAUCAUUCAACUAAUAGCUGCUUGAAAAUAAAUAUUCCAUGACCUUAUUGUCAUGUCGGAAUUUUUCCCUUUAGGUUUUGCCUUAUUUAGCAAUACAGUGAGCCCUAAAUUUCAAUUUCCGCACCUUUCAAACACAAUGUCUGCUAACAGUGCAUUAUCUAGUUAUGAUUAUUGUUAUUAUUACAGUUAUGUUGUUACUGGGACUGUUGUGAGAUAAUUCAAACCUGCAACAAAAGCAUGUUGUUGAAGUGAUCAAGUCUGGUGUUUGUUUCAUUGAUCAUUAAAAGUAACAUGACUGACAUCUAGUGACCAGUGUAAAAUUAAAACUACAUUCACAGUUUGAAUGCAUCUUUCUAAUGCUUUGUAAUUUUAUUUUAGUUCAUGUCGCCAUUUUUAUGCUUGUAAAUGCAUCAUUUAGGUCUUUCUUUUGGUGGAAUCAUGAACACUGACAUUAACAGACGCAAGUGAGGCCUGCAGUUCUUUGGAUGUGGUUGUGGGGUCUUUUGUGACCUCUUGGAUGAGUCGUCGCUGUGCUCUUGGGGUCAUUUUGUUUGUCUGGCCACUCCUGGGAAGGCUCAUCACUGUUCCUUGUUUUUGACAUUUGUGGAUAAUGGCUCUCACUGUGGUUUGCUGGAAUCCCAAAGCUUUAGAAAUGGCUGUAUGACCUUUUCCACACUGAUAGAUCAUAAUUAAUACCAGUUAUGUUUUGACGGGAGAUAAAUCACUUUUUCCACACAGGGCUAUGUAGGUUUGGAUUUUUAUUCUCCAUUACUAACAAAAACUGCAAGGUCAUACAUGUUUGCAUUUAAUGUAAAUAUAUUCUUGUAGACUAAUCAAUUAAUUUAAGAUUGUAAAUAAAUAUGUUGUCAUAUACGGAUAUACAAUACAUACAGUAAAUCUGUGUGAGGCAAUAAAGAAGCUGAGGCAACUUUUAUGUAUAAAACAUUUUAAUUAUAUUACAAUGAGAGAGUACACAAUACCUUCAAGUGUUUGCUAAAACGUAGCCAGCACCAGGUAUUCGUACACACAAACAUGCGCGCGCGCACACACACACACACAUACACGCUCAUAGUCUCACAAACAACAACAAAAAAUGAACUUUAUAUAACAUCUUCUGAACGCAUAAUACACAUCUGCUAAAAGGAACAUAUUCACAGGUCUCUGGCACAGAACCCUCCCCUACUAACCAACUACUCCUCUGUUCCAUACACACCCGUACAUAUCACAGGUGUCUUUUCAUAUAUAUUUAUUAUAUAGUUAAAUCUCUACAAACAUUGACCUAAAGCCUACCUAAGUACUUAAAGCUAUCUGGAAUUACGAACAUGAACUCACAGUUCUAGUCAUUGGGCAUGGAAAGGUUUGAAAGUGACUAUGUAUUUGGCAGGAAUAAUGAUUUGACAAGCACCAAUGCACAGUAGGUGUUUCUGUCUUUCUCCGCAGCCUCCUCCAUCAUCAGCAUUACAUUGUGCUUUUGUGUUAAAUCUCUGUGCAACAGCUACACCACAGCCAUGAUCAUGCCUCGCCUCCCACCCCUCCCCCGUCCCCAUCCCUCCAGAGGCUCUUAAAUCACCCCGCUUGGAGCUUCGACAUCCAACAAGAACGCAUCUCUGAGGGCUUUACAGCAACAGUCGCUGAUUAAUAGAUACAAUCUCUACUCUUUUUUUUUUAAGAAAAUACAUUUUCCAAAAGGCACAUUGUUAUUAAGAUUUUCCAUAGCGGCUAGCAAAUGCAUACAGUACAAACUAAAUGGUACCAUUGGAAGUCAGCCACUCACAUUCUAACAAGGAUUAUUAGAGCCACAAUGAAAAGACAACAAAAACACUGCAAGAGUAAUGUCACAGAAUUUAGACAAUAAAGUUGGAAUUUUAUGAGAAUUAAGGAAAAGUUGACAAUAUUUGGAAAAUAAAGUUGUAAUAUUACAACAAUAAACAUGUAAUAUUAUGAGGAAA